GCUGCUACACCCAGGAGCCCUGUCCCUUCAGCACCAUCAGUUCGAAGAUCUCGAUCGAGGGAAAACCAGCCCUGCUCUUCAGAUUGGCCUGAAUCUGGCCUGACUCUUCAAGCGUGGUUUGCAGUCUGGGAAGUGAGGCUCAAGAAUGGUGAAGCUGGGGAGUAAUUUGAGUGACAAGAACAGCAAACAGCCUUCUGGUGAGGACGGCUUUCAGACUGUUCCUUUGAUAACACCCUUGGAAGUAAAUCACCUGCAGUUUCCUGCUCCAGAGAAGGUGAUUGUGAAGACAAGGACAGAAUACCAGCCUGACCAGAAGAAUAAAGGAAAACUCCGGGUGCCGAAAAUUGCUGAGUUUACAGUCAGUUUUACUGAUGGAGUAACAGAAAGAUUAAAGGUCACGAUUCUCGUCAGCCUGGCUCUGGCAUUUCUUGCCUGCAUUGUGUUUCUGGUGGUUUACAAGGCUUUCACCUACGACCACAGCUGCCCAGAUGGAUUUGUUUAUAAGCAUAAGCGUUGCAUCCCCACCUCCCUGGACGCCUAUUACUCAGCACAGGAUUCCAGCUCCCGGGGCCGGUUCUACACUGUCAUAAGCCACUACAGCGUGGCCAAGCAGACCAGCUCCAGGGCCAUCGCACCCUGGCUCUCUGCAGCAGGACCUAUAAGCCACGAAUCAAAGGCUGUGAAGGCAGAUGCCCAUUAAAG
Molecule: messenger RNA, 702 nt
Organism: Vombatus ursinus (common wombat)
Lineage: Eukaryota; Metazoa; Chordata; Mammalia; Diprotodontia; Vombatidae
Gene: NSG2
Product: neuronal vesicle trafficking associated 2
Exons: 5
Coding region: 146-700 (184 amino acids)
Biological process (GO): G protein-coupled dopamine receptor signaling pathway; clathrin coat assembly; endosomal transport
Cellular component (GO): endosome; membrane
Molecular function (GO): clathrin light chain binding
Source: RefSeq, a predicted model, not a curated record